ACUAAAGAUAUUUUUUUAAUGAGGGGGGGGGGUACUGCGCCCCACCCUCGAAUGAAGCUGGUUGCGUCUAAAAUGGUUAAAAAUUCUAAUGUAGAAAAUCAAAUUAACAAACGAGGCCUUAAUUUUCUGAUUGAGAUUCAUGAAAUUAAUGGCGUUUUUUUGUGACAGAUUAAACAGCUUUGGGGGGGGGGGAUAAAUUAACGUUUCAUCAAUAUCUCAUAUUUCAAUUACAAAAUCUAAAUUUUAGUACCGUGCAUUACUUAUGCAUAUAAUGCCAUGUAAAUUGUACGGAUGUGCAAUUGCAUGCAUACCGUGUAUUCGUAAUGAUGCCAGGCUAUGUAUGUGUUUCUUUUUAUUUUCCCAAUUUGUGAGAUUCUGAAUGAGUAAUGAAGUCUCCCUUUGAACCAUAUUCUUUAUUUUCUCAGCUUGUACCCAAACUGAACUAUAGGUUUUAUAUCUGUCUAGUUCUCUGAGUUUAUUCUGCAGAAAUAUUUAGUUUAGUCACCGGGUUCUCUUCUCAGGGUUCAGUGCUAUAGUUAUAGAGUUCAGUUCUCCACCACUAGUUCCAACCUUUAACCUUCUCUAUCCAUGAAUACAACCUAGAGAAUAAAAAUACAAACUAAAACCUCUUCUUUUCUACAUCUCCUACACCCGGACUCACCGGAGCAUUGUUUAAAUUUGACAGUUUUUGAGCAAAUAUGGAUCCUGCAUUUAAGAACGUGAUCAGUGGGUCCGGUCAGCUCGCCAGCUGGAGAAUAAAGCAGUUCCAGUUAAUACCUGUAAAUCCGCAAGAUAUGGGUCAACUCUUCUCCGGGGACUGCUACCUAUUCUUCAACAGGAGGCAGAAGCGUCAGGAGAUCUUCUACUGGAUUGGUAGAACAUCCAGUAUUGAUGAAAGAGCCACUGUUGCAAUAAAAGCUGUAGAACUUGAUGAUGCUUUUGGUGGAGUUCCCGUUCAGCAUAGAGAGAAGGACGGAUAUGAAUCUGAGACUUUUAAAUCCCUGUUUCCUGACGGAUUGAUUAAAAGAGAUGGAGGAUUUGAAACUGGAUUAAAGAAAACUCAAGAUAUGUCUCAUUUAACAAGAAUGUACAAGGUUGCUGGUGGAAAUAUCCCAAUGCUCAGUGAGGUUCCGAUAUCCUGGAGCAGUAUGAACCACGGAGAUACCUUCGUCCUUGACUCCGGGGAGCUGAUUUUUGUCUGGCGGGGUAGAUGCUCCUCAGGAGCAGAAGGGUUGGCAGCUGCUAAACUAGCAACCAGGCUUAAAAACAAGAUGGGAGAGCAGAUCAUAACCUUGGAUGAUGGUGAUGAGGAGAGUUUAACGGAAGGAGAGAAAUCUGUUUGGGAAAACUAUCUUCAGCUCAAAAAUAAACACGAGGUAGUUGAGGCAGAUAAAACAUCGGAUAAAAAACACAGCAGGUUAUUAACAGAAGCAAGGCUUUUUAGGUGUACUGAGACGAAUGGAAGCCUGUCAACUGUUCUUGUGAAAACUGGAAACUUGGUUCAGGAUGAUCUUGAUCCUGGAGAUGCAUUUGUAGUUGAGGCAGGGAGGUCCGGAGUCUGGGUUUGGUUAGGAACUCAUAGCUCACAGAUUGAGAGAAGAGGAGCAAUGGAGGUUGGAGAGAAGGUGAUAAAAGAUAGAAACCUUCCUUCUCAUACCAGGAUAUCAAGGAUAAACAUGAACUCAGAACCAGAGGAGUUCAAGUCCCUCUUCCUCCAAUGGACUUAGAUCGCAUCAGAAUUUUGGACUUUUAUUUUUUCUGGAAAAGCCAUUAAAGGGACUGAAAGGGUAAUUUCAAGUGACUAUCCGCGUGCAAAGAUGGC
This is a messenger RNA of Eurytemora carolleeae, 1822 nucleotides long. RefSeq names its product advillin. The record is from RefSeq and is a predicted model, not a curated record. NCBI's taxonomy places the organism in Eukaryota, Metazoa, Arthropoda, Copepoda, Calanoida, Temoridae. The coding region runs from base 699 to 1727 and encodes 342 amino acids. Gene Ontology annotation, molecular function: actin filament binding. The transcript is spliced from 10 exons.